Molecule: messenger RNA, 999 nt
Organism: Microsporum canis CBS 113480
Lineage: Eukaryota; Fungi; Ascomycota; Eurotiomycetes; Onygenales; Arthrodermataceae
Product: mitochondrial 37S ribosomal protein MRP4
Exons: 3
Coding region: 1-999 (332 amino acids)
Biological process (GO): translation
Cellular component (GO): mitochondrial small ribosomal subunit; ribosome
Molecular function (GO): structural constituent of ribosome
Source: RefSeq, a predicted model, not a curated record
AUGAUAUUGCGACGGUUCGCCGUAAGGCAGACGCGCGCCUUUAUUCAAGCCAGCCGUCAAACGCCCAUUCAGUCUCGGUUUUUAUCCAGCCAAGUUCCUACUCAAACCAUCCCAAAUGCCGAAUUGAAAUUGAGUCAAGGCGCAGAGGUGGAAAAUAAUGAACCGGAGAGUCUUGUUCCGUCAGGAUGGAGCCAGUAUGAGACCAGUGUAGCAGCAAAGAAUCGAUUCAAUCGGCUCGGAACUCAGAUCAAAGGUGCUUACCGACCCGAAAGUCUGAUAACUAACCCUCCCAAGGCUUCUGAUAUCACUCUUGAACUUCUUCUCGCCUCUCAAGCACAUAUUGGACACUCGACUUCUCUUUGGAACCCUGGAAAUUCAGGAUACAUACAUGGUAUUCGUGAGGGUGUUCAUAUAAUCUCUCUCGACGUUACGGCAGCCCAUUUACGACGAGCAGCCAAGGUUGUUCAAGAAGUUGCUCGAGUUGGCGGUCUUAUCUUAUUCGUCGGUACGAGGAAGGGCCAUAAACGAGCCGUUGUUCGUGCGGCGGAGCUAGCGCAGGGUUGCCAUGUCUUUGAUCGCUGGGUUCCCGGGUCUCUCACCAACUCCUUGCAGAUCUUGCAAAAAUGUGAGGUUAAACUUGUGGAUGCUUUGGACAGAGAGGUAGAUUAUCCGGGAUUCCAGAAAAUAGACCCCGAGAGAGCACCAUUGAAGCCGGAUUUGGUCGUCUGUUUUAAUCCUCUCGAGAACAAGCCACUGCUUCAGGAAUGUGCUAGUAUGAAUAUUCCUACCAUUGGAGUUAUUGAUACCGAUGCCGACCCUACCCGCGUCACCUACCCUAUACCCGCCAAUGAUGAUAGUCCCCGAUGCAUAAGUGUUAUUGCGGGUGUUUUGGGAAGAGCUGGAGAAGAGGGGCAAAAGAAGCGUUUGGAACAGUCGGCUGCUGGAGAUCUGCCUUAUAAGCCCAUCGUUCUUCAAUCCCAAAAGGAUAUGCUGUCUUAA